This is a messenger RNA of Fusarium redolens, 2192 nucleotides long. RefSeq lists its product as uncharacterized. Bases 413 to 1939 code for a protein of 508 amino acids. The record is from RefSeq and is a predicted model, not a curated record. The transcript is spliced from 4 exons. Gene Ontology annotation, cellular component: cytosol. Gene Ontology annotation, molecular function: deaminase activity. NCBI's taxonomy places the organism in Eukaryota, Fungi, Ascomycota, Sordariomycetes, Hypocreales, Nectriaceae.
CUUCUCGCUGCCCCGGGAGGCGACGAAAUUGCACCAAGUAGAUGACUAACUGAUUCAAGUAAUUAAGUCAUCUUUAUUACACCCAAUUGGUUCAUUCAGCUUUAACCUUUAUUACCCUUGUGGCCUGUACCACGCCUUCCAGCCUAAUUACAUCCUUCGUCAGCCGACACAUAAUGGCAUUAAUCAUCACCGUAUUGUCAUGAGAUUACCAAUACCAAAUCAUACACAAACACUCGGAGAUAGUCGAAGCGUUAACGCCGCGAUGUUAAGCUUUAGGUGUAGAGCCAACCGAACAACUGAGCAAUAGUUUAAAUCUAUAAGACCCGGCCGAAUCGCUUUGUGGCAGAAACAAUGAACAACAACCGACUGGUCUCCAUCCGACUCGACACUCGAAACCCGAUUUGAUAAUAAGAUGGUUUCGCUCACCUUCCCACUCUGCGUGUUUGCGGUACUCAAGUUGGUGUCCCCCGUGGCCACAUCUUCAAUUCUAUUUACUGCCGGCACCAUCAUCGCUUUCGACCAUGAAGCGAACGACCUAAAUGUCAUCCGCAAUGGAAACAUUCUCAUUGAGCAAGACCGCAUUACCGGCAUAUGGUCGAAUGAGAAAAAGCCUUCGGUAUCAAUCCCUCCCAACACCACAGUUAUAGAUGCAGCAGGCAAGAUCAUCAGCCCUGGCUUUAUCGAUACACACCGUCAUGGCUGGCAAACCCUGUUCAAAACCAUGUUCUCCAAUAUAACCCUCCCUGAAUAUUUCGGCCGCUUUGGAGAGCACGCUUCUGCCGGGCGCAUUGAUGCUGAGCAGGUAUACAUCGGCCAGCUCGCCGGCCUUUACGAAGCACUGAAUGCAGGCACUACCACUUCGCUGGAUCACGCUCACCAUACCUGGUCAGACGAGACAUCUUGGGCUGGCUUGAAUGCCAGUAUAGACAGCGGCGCACGUGUGUUCUGGUCAUACGCCUUCCACGAAGUUGCCAACUAUACCAUCGCGCAGCAGAUUGUGAACUACCGGGAUAUCGUAAAUGCUGCCCCAGAGAGGGAUACAGCUGUUGAACUCGGUAUGGCUUUUGAUAGCUUUGACAACGGCUCUGUGGACCAAGAAACAAUUGCGUCGAUUGUCAACUUGGCUAAGGAAAUCAAUGCCUCGGUACUCACAACCCACAGUGGAGGAGGCGUAUAUGGAAAUGAGAACUCUGCUACCACUUUGCAAUCUCUGGGCAUCCUCAAUACAAGCAUCCCCGUCGUGUUUUCGCACGCGUCGUACAUCACUUUGCGGGACGUGAUGCUAUUGCGAAGCACGAAUCAGCACAUAGCUAUCACGCCCGAGUCGGAGAUGGGGUUUGGACUCGGACGUCCGUCUAGCAACAUGGUCUUGGACCAGGCUGCCCUCGGAGUUGACACGCACGCGUUUCAGUCAUCCGAUCUGGUGUCUCAAGCGCGCCUUUAUCUUCAGAGCACACGCUCAGCGGUCACUGACGAGCUAUUUAAAAAGUGGCAGAUUCCCAAGUCUACCCCCAUGAGCGUCGUGCAGGCUUUUCUUCUUGCCACACGUAACGGGGGCCUCGCCCUUCGCCGACCAGACCUUGGCAUUCUCAGUGUAGGUGCCAAGGCUGAUGUCGUAGUGUGGGACGGGACCAGCCCCAGUUUGCUAGGCUGGCUUGACCCUGUGGCGGCCAUCAUUUUGCACUCCAAUGUCGGUGAUGUGGAGCAUGUUCUUGUUGAUGGAAAAUUCGUGAAGCGCAAUCACAGGCUGGUCGUUGGGGACUAUGCAAGCGUCCAGUCAAGGUUUUUGGAAGCUGCGAAGCGUGUACAGGACGAUUGGCGACAUAUUCCUCGUCCUGAGUUCCCGGAACGCUCUACCACGGGUGCCCUGUUUGCCGACUCCGACCAAGUGGAUAUUACGGCUGGAGACGGCACCGGUUACGGUCAAUUAUAUGUUUAAGAUUAGCUGUUCAGCUCUUUACUCAUCGUUGCCUUUGACAGCUGGUCAAGUAGUGGAUGGAUAUCAAUUUUGUACAUUCCACCUUCUUUCAAUCUACACUGCCCUCGUGUCUACUGGAAAGGUAUAUAAAUUGCCGUUCUUUGCACCAAUUAUUAGCAUGCCCAUUAAUACAUACUAAUUUUGUCAUUCCUGAUGUUUUCCAAGUCUUACCUAGUAAUAAAUAUAAAAUACUUAGGAACUCCUCUCCCUAACC